UGAAGAGAAGCUGAGGGACACAAACAAGCAGAUCAGCAAAAGACGUUACAAACAAAAACCAAACACUUUUGGGACUUCUAUUGCAAGAAGAAGAUGAAUAUUCCAUGUUUUAAAUUCACGCAUAUUCACUCUGUCUCACACCAGUUCUGUCCCGCCUCGCUCACUCAAGUUCGUCAUGCUUCGCAAAAGUUCCGUCAGGCCUCGCACAUCUCUACUCGAAGCUUGAAGAUCGCAGCUGUAGCUCCAACUUUGCAAGGCGAGUGGAUCAAGGUGGAGCAGAAAGGAGGAAAUACACUAAGUGACAGAAGCUCACACGGCAUAGCUGUGGUCGGGGAUAAGCUCUACUCUUUCGGUGGCGAGUUCAGUACCAACAUUGCCAUCGACAACGACCUUCACGUCUUUGACCUCAACACUCAAAACUGGUCAAUCGCUCCGGCCAAGGGAUCUGGACCAGACAUCCCUAAAAGCAGCUUCGGCGUCCGCAUGGUGGCCGUGGGAACUAAGCUAUAUGUCUACGGAGGCCGCAAUCAGAAGGAAGGAAACAACGACUUUUACUCGUACGAUACGGUGAAGAACGAGUGGAAGCGUCUGGCGAUUCUCGGCGAAGAGGGAGGACCCGAGGCUCGUACUUUCCAUUCGAUGGCUUCGGAUGAAAACCAUGUGUAUGUAUUUGGUGGGACGAGCCAAGGCGAUGGUGUUACGCCGAACCCCCAUCGGUUCAGAACGGUCGAGGCCUAUAACGUUUCUGAAGGGAAAUGGGCGCAGCUACCUGAUCCUGGAGAAAAUUUCGAGAAAAGAGGAGGAGCCGGGCUCCAUGUUGUGCAAGGGAAGAUUUGGGUGGUGUAUGGGUUUGCGAGUUCGCUUACGCCUGAUGGGAAAAGUGACUAUGAGUCUGACAAAGUUCAAUAUUUUGAUCCGGCCUCUCAAAAAUGGACCGUAGUAGAGACCAAAGGAGAGAAACCUUCAGCGAGGAGCGUGUUUGCGAGUGCGGUCGUGGGAAAACAUAUAUUAAUAUUUGGAGGUGAGACCUGGCCGGAUCCAAAGGGCCAUUUCGGUCCGGGGACGUUGUCCAACGAGGGUUUCGCAUUGGACACAGAGACAUUGGUGUGGGAGAGGUUUGAAGGAGGGGAUGAACCGAAUACACGUGGUUGGACGGCUUCCACGGCUGCCACAGCCUAUGGGAAGAAAGGCCUCUUCAUGCAUGGAGGUAAAACUCCUCAAUAUACGCGAAUCAAUGAUCUCUACUUCUACGCAGUUAAUUCCGCGUGAUCCAUGCAUGCUCUCACUCUCAAGGUUAAUUAUUUUAUGAUCCACUAAAGGUUUGUGAAACCUAUGAAAUAAUAUCCACUUAUGCGUGCAUGUUUUCGUUUAUUUAUCUAAAUCAAGUUAUGUGUAUGCUGUGUGUUUGUGGUUUGGAAAUGUUUAUCUACAUAUCGUUCGAAUAAUGUGUUUAAUUAUGUGUAUGUAUAACAAAUGAAUAUAUUGAAUCUACGGAUUUGUUUGUAUCA
Molecule: messenger RNA, 1508 nt
Organism: Brassica rapa (field mustard)
Lineage: Eukaryota; Viridiplantae; Streptophyta; Magnoliopsida; Brassicales; Brassicaceae
Product: epithiospecifier protein
Biological process (GO): nitrile biosynthetic process
Cellular component (GO): cytosol; nucleus
Molecular function (GO): enzyme regulator activity; protein binding
Source: RefSeq, a predicted model, not a curated record